CAUUCCUUCCUGAAAGGGACCUGAGCAGAAAUUCAGGAGUUGUGCUUGUCACUGAGACAACAGUGCCGUGAGUGAGGUUGUCUGAAAUUAUUUAUUUGAUGUGGAGCAGUCUUCUUCGAUUGUUUUGGUAAAGGUCAGACAGGGUCGCGUUGAAAGCACCCUGAUUUGAAGUAACGUUACCAAAGGAGACUUGCUAAGGAAAAUCAAGAGUGGCCAAGAUUCUGAAGUGGGUGUCAAAGAACUGCCAGUCAAGAGUUGAUCUCACAAGCCAGAACAUUGUCUUAAAAAAGUAUAGCGAGUGUGCAGUUAAAUGCAGCUCAACCUCUGUGUUUGCAAAUGGCUUGCUGUCUGAAGGAUGAGCUCCUGUGUUCCAUCUGCCUGAGUAUCUACCAGGACCCUGUCAGUUUUGGCUGUGAGCACUAUUUCUGCCGAAAGUGCAUCACUGAGCACUGGAGCAGACAGGAGCCCCACGGUGUACGAGACUGUCCUGAGUGCAGGAGGACCUUCGCAGACCCUCUUCUCUCCCCAAGCCUCAAGCUGUCCAACAUCGUGGAGCGCUACUCAGCCUUCCCGCUGGACGCCAUCCUCAACGCGCAGAGGAGCUCCUAUCCCUGCAAGGACCACGAGAAGGUCAAGCUUUUCUGCCUCAGCGACAAGAGCCUGGUGUGUUUCUUCUGUGACGAGCCAGCCUUACACGAGCAGCAUCAGGUCACCACUAUUGACGAGGCCUACGAGGAGAUACAGAGGGAGAUGAAGGAGCAGCUGGCCACUCUGCAGGACAGUGAGAAGGGACACACCGAGGCCUUGCAGCUACUGCAGAGACAACUCACUGAGACCAAGUCGUCGGCCAAGGGCCUGCGUGCAACCAUCGGCGAGGCAUUUGAACGCCUGCAGCGGUUCCUGCGAGAGCGCCAGAAGGCCAUGCUGGAGGAGCUGGAGACGGACACGGCGCGCACGCUCUCCGACAUCGAGCACAAGAUCCAGCGCUUCAGCCAGCAGCUGCGUGAUGUCAAGGAGGGCAUCGGCAUCCUGCAGGAGCGCCUCAACGAGACGGGACGUCACGACUUCCUGGAGGGCGUGGCCCUCACCUCCGAGAGGUGCUCUGCUUACUGUCUGACUGACCUUGGAUCAGCUCUUCUUCCAAAAAGCCACAGUCCUAAACUUUUGAUAAAAGGAAAGAUACAUGAGACCAAUCUAACAUAUGAAGAUUUCCCGACCUCCAAGUACAUGGGGCCCCUGCAGUACACAAUAUGGAAGUCUCUCUUUCAGGAUAUUUCACCAGUGCCAGCAGCUUUGACCUUAGACCCCAUCACAGCCCACCAGAGACUCAUCCUAUCAGAUGACUGCACCAUCGUAGCCUAUGGUAACCUGCACCCCCAGCCCCUGCAGGACUCCCCGCGGCGCUUCGACGUGGAGGUGUCUGUGCUGGGGGACGAAGGCUUCGGGUCUGGGGUGCACUACUGGGAGGUGAUGGUGUCAGAGAAGACCCAGUGGAUGAUCGGCGUGGCCAACGAGACGGUCAGCCGCAAGGGCAGCAUCCAGAUCCAGCCCAGCCGCGGCUUCUACUGCGUCGUCAUGCACGACGGCAACCAGUACAGCGCAUGCACCGAGCCCUGGACCCGCCUCAACGUCAAGAGCAAGCUGGAGAAGGUGGGCGUGUACCUGGACUACCCCAAGGGCCUGCUGGUGUUCUACAAUGCUGACGACAUGUCCUGGCUGUACACCUACAGGGAGAAGACUUUCCCGGCCAAGCUCUGCCCCUACUUCAGCCCCGGGCAGAGCCACGCCAAUGGCAAGAACGUCCAGCCGCUGAGAAUCAACACCGUGCGUCUAUAAGAGCCACACACAGGGUCACUCUACAGAUCGGCUCGCUCACCUCAACCCUCCCUGAGGAUAGGAUACCAACGAUGAUGACAUAACUAAGAUCCUAAAGACGGCUCGUUUUUUUUUAAAUGAUGAGAGGGGGGACAGGGUGUUUGACUAUGAAAUGUAAAUUUGUUUCGUUCUGGUGUUCUUUUCCGGGUCUCUGUUUUUGUCUUGCCUGUCGGUGUGGCUCCUCACUGAUCUCACCAGGGAGGGACUAUGUGGACAUUGCUGCAGCAUCAUGGUUUCAACUGGAGUCCCGGUUAGCUUCUUCAGGGGUGGAAGGAGAGAGAGACCCCCCGCUCCCCCAAGCCCCUCUGGGCUUUACUCUGUCUGCAUAGAUGAUGACAUCGCACCGUGGUUUCGUAGUGGGAUCUCUGUGCUGUGACUGAGGCCCACCUUGAACAGGCCCACGGGCUCUGCUCUCCUUCCAAGGCUCCAGACUGACAGACGGCUGCUCGGUCUGUCUCUCUCAGCAGCCAGACAUUUUGAAACCGGGGGCCACCUUUCUUUUCGGCUUGUUUGCGGAAUAUUUCUGACGACGCUCUGCUCCUUUUUUCUUUGGCACAGAUCGCAGUUGUGAGUGAAAGCCUAUCGGUGUGGCAGUGAGUGCUGUUCCAUGUCCUCCCCGGUGAACCUGUACACUUUACUGAUGGAAAUGAUGUCGCAUCUCUUGAUUCCUUUCCCUCAGGACACACGUCCAGUUUUCCAGUCGACACUGUCAAGUCAGUCCAAGUGCUGGACGUGGCUGAUACUCGUCAUUUGACAAUGGCAGCCUCGUGGUCUGUGUGCUCUAGUGAUGGUCACUCUGUGCGUGGUCACUGUUGUGGUGCUUGCUGUCCUCACCCUUCCCUCGUUUCCCUACACCUCUCUGUGUGUGUGUGUGUGUGUGUGUGUGUAACAUGAAAAUGUGUUUCGCUGUGCGAGUGGGGACCUCUCUUCCCCCCACCGGGUGGUUUCUGUUGGGUUCUUCCACUCCAGCAUGAGAGCUCUACUCUACCUGGCAUGUACCUAUGUUACAUAUUUGUUUGUACUUUUAUUUUUAGCAGGUUAGUCUCGUUUUGAGAUGAACAUUCUCUUUUGCAAGAGAGAUCUGGCCAAAAUAGCAGUACACAAAGUUGCAGACACGUUUACAAAAUAAAACACAAAGCACUACAGUUGGGAAAAAAAGUGUGGCGCAACUAGGGGUCAAAACAUUGACCGCAACCCCCCCUCCUCACCUAAUUUCCCAUCAUAGUGUUUAACGUAGUUUUAAUCUCAUUUAAAGGGACGAGCUCCUGUCAUUUCAGGACCUUUUUGAAGUUCGUUCCAAGUGAAAGGGGCAGUGAACUGGCACCCCCCACUACAAUGUAGUUACAGAAGCGUACAUGUACAAAACAUUAAUUGAUUACAGACAUGAAAAUAGCCUCUUCCUGACCUCAAAAGAAAAACCCAACUUGAGCCCAAGACAUUCGAUGUGGGGUUUUGAAUGUGAGACACUCAUCUAUCUAGAAACCCAAGUACUUGUAAGUUGCUACUCUGACUAUACGUGGAAGAGGUGAUGUUUUUAUUUGUGAAAACCAUAAUGUUUGUCUUGUCAUUUAAAAUCAACUUCAGCUGACAGCUUAGUUAGGACAAUUGAUGACAUAACAUCAAACUGAACACACUGAGUUCUAUCUGAUAGUUAACCUUUGAAUCAUGAGACUGCCCGAUCAGAUGAUCCUAUCAAAGUCUUUGCAACGCGUCAUGAUCAACGGCGUCGAGUACCUUUUUGACAGCUCGAUGAAAAGGGAGACGGUGCCGUUUCUAGCCCCGUGGCAUCAAUAAUAUCAUUAACAACUUUUGUUGCUGCAGUAGAAGAGCCAUGCUGUUUUCUGAAACCUCCAUUGAAACUUAGAUCAAACGUCAUUGACACACAAACCUGUGGAUUCCAUCUCCCUGCCUCCCUCCCUCGACAUCAUAGGUGUGAGAGGUUAAUCCGAAUAAAUUAAUCUUGACAUCUGCUGAAUUACAGUUAGCCUAUGGGGCAGAGACCACUGACAACUCGAGCAGCAUGACACUGGAAUUAAUGAGCUCUGGAAUGUCUUUAAUCAUUCUCUCUUUGUACACCAAAUGCAACAAUUUCAUAUAUUUUUGUUCCGUGUAGUUUAAUAACAUUAAGGAUAUGAAAAUGGCCAAAGAAAGCGAUAUUACAGUAGAUUAUUAUACUGCCUUGGCCUGGACUGUUGGCAAUGUUACAUUUAUUUCCAUAAGGCUGUUGCAGUGUAAACAUAACGCACCAAUAUAUAUUCUCUGAGGCCCAGGUAUGUGUUGGCUUCUCUGCCCCAUAUGCACUUGUUAUUUCCUGGUUUAAGAUGAGCUCUUGUCUCUUAACCAAGUCCAGCAUUGAGAGAGCCUAGAGCCAGGGGGCAGGCUGUCUGUAUGUUAGUGUGUGCUCAUGUUGCUGGGAUAUAUGCAGUUUCUUCAGAAAGUAUUCAUGCCCAUUGACAUAUUCCACAUUUUGUGUUAGUCUGAAUUUAGAUGUUAAGUUUUCCCUCACGAUCUACACACAAUACUCCAUAAUGACAAAGUGAAAACGUGUUUUUAGAAAUGUUUGCAAAUUUAAUGAAAAUGAAAUACAGAUCUCAUUUACGUAAAUAUUUACACCUGAGUCAACUACAGUUGAAGUCGGAAGUUUACAUACACAUUAGCCAAAUACCUUAACUCAGUUUUUCACAAUUCCUGACAUUCAAUCCUAGUAAAAAGUCCCUGUCUUAGGUCAGUUAGGAUCACCACUUAUUUCAAGAAUGUGAAAUGUCAGAAUAAUAGUAGAGAAUUAUUUAUUUCUGCUUUUAUUUAUUCACAUUCCCAGUGGGUCAGAAGUUUACUUCACUCAAUUAGUAUUUGUUAGCAUUGCCUUUUAAAUUGUUUAACUUGGGUCAAACGUUUCAGGUAGCCUUCCACAAGCUUCCCACAAUAAGUUGGGUGAAUUUUGUCCCAUUCCUCCUGACAGAGCUGGUAUAACUAGGUUAGUAGAUCUCCUUGCUCGCACAUGCUUUUUCAGUUCUGCCCACAAAUGUUCUAUAGGAUUGAGGUCAGGACUUUGUGAUGGCCACUCCAAUACCUUGACUUUGUUAUCCUUAAACUAUUUUGCCACAACUUUGGAAGUAUGCUUGGGGUCAAUGUCCAUUUGCGACCAAGCUUUAACUUUGUGACUGAUGUCUUGAGAUGUUGCUUCAAUAUAUCCAUGUAAUUUUCCUGCCUCAUGAUGCCAUCUAUUUUGUGAAUUGCACCAGUCCCACCUACAGCAAAGCACCCCCACAACAUGAUGCUGAUGCCCCAGUGCUUCACAGUCGGGAUGGUGUUCUUCAGCUUGCAAGCCUCCCCCUUUUUCCUCCAAACAUAACGGUGGUCAUUAUGGCCAAACAGUUAUAUUUUUGUUUCAUCAGACCAGAGGACAUUUAUCCAAGAUGUACGAUCUUUGUCCCCAUGUGCAGUUGCAAACCAUAGUCUGGCUUUUUAUGGCAGUUUUGGAGCAGUGACUUUUUCCUUGCUGAGUGGCCUUUCAGGUAUAGGACUCGUUUUACUGUGAAUAUAGCUACUUUUGUACCUGUUUCCUCCAGCACCUUCACAAUGUCCUUUGCUGUUGUUCUGGGAUUGAUUUGCACUUUUCGCUCCAAAGUACGUUCAUCUCUAGGAGACAGAAUGCGUCUCCUUCCUGAGCAGUAUGAUGCCGGAGUGGCCAGAAGCUUCUAAAGCCAUGACAUCAUUUUCUGGAAUUUUCCUAUCUGUUUUAAAGGCAGUCAACUCAGUGUAUUGUAAACUUCUGACCCACUGGAAUUGUGAUACAGUGAAAUAAUCUGUCUGUAAACAAUUGUUGGAAACAUUACUUGUGUCAUGCACAAAUUAGAUGUUCUAACCGACUUUCCAAAACCAUAGUUUGUUAACAAGAAAUUUGUGGAGUGGUUGAUAAAUGAUUUUUCAUGAUUCUAACCUAAGUGUAUGUAAACUUCUGACUUCAACUAUAUGUAGAAGCACCUUUGGCUGCGACCUUUUUAGGUAAGUCCAUAAGAGCUUUCCACCCCUAGAUUGUGCAACAUUUUCCCAUUUUAUUAUUUUAAAAAGUAUUCAAGCUCUGUCAAAUUGGUUGUUGAUCAUUGCUAGACAAUCAUUUUCAGGUCUUGACAUAGAUUUUCAAGUAGAUUUAAGUCAAAACUGUAACUCGGCACAUUCACUGUCUUCUUGGUAAGCAACUCCAUUUGGCCUUGUGUUUUAAGUUAUUGCCCUGCUGAAAAGUGAAGUAAUCGCCCAGUGUCUGGUGGAAAGCAGAUUUGAGACAGGUUUUCCUCAAGGAUUUUGCCUGUACUUGGCUCCAUUCCAUUUAUUUUUUUUAUCCUGAAAACCUCCUCAGUCCUUAACGAUUACAAGCAUACCCAUAACAUGAGGCAGCCACCACCUAUUUAAAAUUACGGCCUACCCUGGACGACCAAAUCACGACCGGAUAUGAUACAGCCUGUAUUCAUUGCAAAAAUGUUAUUGCUUUACCACAUUUUUUGCAGUAUUACUUUAGUGCCUUGUUGCAAACAGGAAGCUAGUUUUUGAAUAUUUUUUUAUUCUAUACAGACUUCCCUCUUUUCACUCAGUCAAUUAUUUUAGUAUUGUGAAGUAAUUGUUGUUUAUCCAUCCUCAGUUUUCUUCUAUCACGGCCAUUACACUCUGUAAUUGUUUUCCUCUCCGGCAGCAGAGUUAGGAAGGACGCCUGUAUCUUUGUAGUGACUGGGUGUUUUGAUACACCAUCCAAAGUGAAUUAAUAACUUCACCAUGCUUAAAGGGAUAUUCAGCGUCUGCUUUUUUUUUUACCCAUCUAACAAUGGGUGCGAGCUAUUCUUUGCGAGGCAAUGGAAAACCUCCCUGGUCUUUAUGGGUGAAACUGUUUGAAAUUCACUGCUCGACUGAAGGACCUUACAGAUAAUUGAAUGUGUGGGUUACAGAGAUGAGGUAGUCAUUAAAAAAAACACUAUUAUUGCACACAGUGACUAUGUGACUGGUUAAGCCAAUUUCUAUUCCUGAACUUAUUUAGGCAUACCAUAACAAAGCGGUUGAAUACUUAUUGACUCAAGACAUUUAAGCUUUUCAGUUGUAAUUAAUUUGGAGAAAUGUCUCAACAUAAUUUCACUUUGAUAUUUUGGGAUAUUGUGGGUAGGCCAGUGACACAAACGUCUCAAUUUAAUACAUUUUUAAAUUCAGGCGCUGUAACAUUUGGGAAAAAGUCAAGGGGUGUGAAUACUUUUCUGAAGGCACUGUAUGUUCUGGCCUCUUGUCUGUGAGGUGCAGUGAUAAAAGAUCCCCCUAUAUCCCUGCUCUUGCAUCCUUGUGUCUGUGUGUGUCUUGUCUGUGUUGUCCACUUUAAAGAACUGGGGCAGUGCCCUGCUUUGUUGGAUGCGUUGUUGGUGUGUUCUGAUGACUAUGUGCAGUACGAUGCAGAUCCCUGUGGGGUCUAAUAAAAGCAAGACUGCUGUCCGGUGAUAUGGAUAAGAAGUAGAAAGAUGAUUAUUGUGGGGUGGUGGUGGGUAACUGGUAUUGGUGGUGGUGGUGAUUUAUAAUACCACUUUUAAUGAUUGUGUCGGGAUGUUGGUGGCUGUGCAACCAUCAUUGUGCGACCUCACACUGGUGUGCUUGUUGCCCGUGGUUCCUGAGAAAUGUUUUAAUGUACAAUUAAAGAGUGGUAAAAAACCAA
This is a messenger RNA of Oncorhynchus keta (chum salmon), 7558 nucleotides long. RefSeq names its product E3 ubiquitin-protein ligase TRIM62. The coding region runs from base 337 to 1836 and encodes 499 amino acids. The transcript is spliced from 6 exons. The record is from RefSeq and is a predicted model, not a curated record. NCBI's taxonomy places the organism in Eukaryota, Metazoa, Chordata, Actinopteri, Salmoniformes, Salmonidae. Gene Ontology annotation, biological process: positive regulation of canonical NF-kappaB signal transduction; innate immune response. Gene Ontology annotation, molecular function: protein binding; zinc ion binding.